Molecule: messenger RNA, 1245 nt
Organism: Bursaphelenchus okinawaensis
Lineage: Eukaryota; Metazoa; Nematoda; Chromadorea; Rhabditida; Aphelenchoididae
Source: the annotation of a GenBank genome assembly
AUGUUGGGAGGCUGGCUGAUUACCGUAAGCAUUCUGCUGGUUGUAGAGGCUUCUAAAGCUCACGGAAUCUUCAAUGGAGCUUACUUGGUGUUGGGGUUGGAUCAGGAAAAGCUGAACCAGAUUCUGAAGAGCACUCAGAUCUUGUCUGAAUUGGGCUUCUCUUCAAGCUCUACUGAAGUGAAGAAAGUGGAAACAAAGAUUGGUACUGUGGUUAAAGAACAAGAUGUUAAGGAAGGAGUUACCAAGAGUGUCAGUGUGGUCAAGAACUCUAGCAGUGGUAGUUCUGGUACUGAAUCCAUCUCUUCUAGCGGUGUUUCUAAAACUGUACUUAGCUCUUCUAGUAGCAACUCUGGUACUGAGUCUAGCUCGUCUAGUAGUAGCUCUGGUUCUCAAUCUAGCUCUUCCAGUAGUACUUCUAGUGCUGAAUCGAGUGAAUUCAGCUACUUGUUCAACGCCAACUACACUUUCAAUGUUGACACUGAAAAGAUCAAGAACGAAAAGUGCUUCAAGUAUGUUGUCGAUGAAAAGAACCAAGGUAAGCUAAUAAAAAGUUGACAAAAUGUUACCUAAAAACAUAAUUUUGAAUUUUAAAACAAAAAUUUAAAGUUUCACUAUAAAAAUUAAGUUACAUUACAAUAAAAAGUUUAAAAUUUUGACAUAACAUAGUUACAUUACCUUUAACACAAUAUCUUUAGAUACCUGCCACAAGUUCUUGUCGGACAACAAGCUUGAGAAGGUAGAAGACCUUGAGUUCAAUGACUUCUUCGAGUUGACUUCCAUCUACCAAGAAGAGAUUCCAAAGAUCAGUGGCUUCGGAGACAUUAAGGGAAUCUUCGAGAAGCGUAGCCCAACCUUCCUCAGCAUUUGGCAGGUUCUGAUUAGCUUUUUCCAAGAGAAAAUCACAUGGAGAACUAGUCGAACGAACGAUCAGACCGUUCAGGCCUUCAAGGAUGUAAGGUUUUUUAUUUUUUUAAAGUGCUUCCUAGUUUGGUUACUGUAGUUUGGAAUAAUUUCUUGUACUAUUAUACGUACUACAUUCUCAGUAAAUUAAUGUUGUUUUAGUUAGGAGCAAUUGGACUAGACUGGGCCAAGAACGUUAGCUCUUUGUGGGAAAAGACUUCAGAUGAUGUCAAGAGUAACAUCGCCAACUUGUGCAAUACUACCACUCAGUUUGUCAAGAGCAACGCGACUCAAAAGAUCAUUUCUAUCACCUACACCACUAACAUUACUACUGUUUUUAGUUAA